CGUUUCUGAGCCAAUCACCUGAAGCGACCCAGCAGCAGCCAUGUUGUAACUUUCACUGAAGUCCUUCCAGCUUUCAGAGAGGCAGCUGUCUGUAAAGUCUGGGAUUCCUCCUCCUGUGUAAAAAGCAGAAGAUUUACGACUUCAACACUCAAACUUGAAAUGAGCGCGAGCAGCUUUCUAGUCACCGCAAUGCGGAGAGGAUGCACGCGGACCUUAAGACGACCUUUUCCCAUGGUCCAGAGCUGCCUGCUGUCCACCCAGCAGCCCAUCUCUGCAGCCCGGCUGCCCUGCAGGGUCAAGGUGUCUGCUGGGAAGCGCUACGCCUGGUGUGCGUGUGGACACAGUAAGAAACAGCCUUUCUGUGAUGGCGCUCACGUUAAAAAAGCUCCGACCAUCCUUCCCCUGCGCUUCACCCCCGACAAGGACCAGACGGUGAUGCUGUGUGCCUGCAAGCAAACCAAAAACUCUCCGUACUGCGAUGGAUCUCACUUCAGGGUCAUCUUCCAGGAUAUAGUAAAGAAGGUGAAAGGAGUCUUUAAAUGAGCAGCAUCCAACAUGUCUGCAUGGAGGAGGCCAAGGAGCAGCAACUAAACCAGAAUCAAACAGAUAAUAGUCACUAUCUAAAUCUUGUCUCAACAAAAAAACAAGUCUCUGUAAAAAUGUGAUGUCAUUGUGUCCUUUUCAUACUUAUUAUGUCUGUAUAAAUAAGUGUUAUUUAAAAAUAUGAAUUUAACCCAAUGUUAUAUACAGAUGCAUAACCAAAUAAAACAUGCUUUGAUUUGCUUGUCUUCAAUAGCAUAGUAACAAGAAAA
This is a messenger RNA of Gymnodraco acuticeps, 812 nucleotides long. RefSeq names its product CDGSH iron-sulfur domain-containing protein 3, mitochondrial-like. The coding region runs from base 160 to 543 and encodes 127 amino acids. Gene Ontology annotation, molecular function: 2 iron, 2 sulfur cluster binding. The transcript has 3 exons. Lineage: Eukaryota; Metazoa; Chordata; Actinopteri; Perciformes; Bathydraconidae. The record is from RefSeq and is a predicted model, not a curated record. Gene Ontology annotation, cellular component: intracellular membrane-bounded organelle.